Molecule: messenger RNA, 956 nt
Organism: Apodemus sylvaticus (European woodmouse)
Lineage: Eukaryota; Metazoa; Chordata; Mammalia; Rodentia; Muridae
Gene: Zar1l
Product: zygote arrest 1 like
Exons: 4
Coding region: 1-888 (295 amino acids)
Biological process (GO): translation
Cellular component (GO): cytoplasm
Molecular function (GO): mRNA base-pairing post-transcriptional repressor activity
Source: RefSeq, a predicted model, not a curated record
AUGGAGAGCCUUUGCUGUGUUCCCUGUCACUGUGGAACCCCGCAACCUUUGACCUACCCUGGCCCCUGGAGACACUGUCAACAACAAAACUGGUUGCAAAACAUGGGAGCUCCCAUUUUCCUAGCAGGGCCUAGGGUACCAGCAAAUGUCUCUCAUCCCUGUCUGGACCCUUACAACAGGGUUCAGACAGGGAUGUUUCCACUUCAGGCUGUUUCUACUCAGAUGAACCCCAACCUGAGUCUGCGGCUAUGCACGGCCAACACCAAGGAGGUGGGCGUACAGGUGAGCCUUCGAGUGCACAAGUCAGUGCAGUGCUCACUGGGGUCACAGACACUAUACAGCAGUUCCCUCUCUGACAGAAUCAGCUCCAGGCACCCCACCGAAGCUUGGGGAGUAGGGCGGAGAGACUUGAUCCGGCGACCCCAGCCUGGGGAAAACAAUGGAAACCAGAAGCUCACAAGACCUACAGAGGCCGAUCAGCUGUUGCAAUCUCCAUGGAGCCGGGCCAGGCAGGAGCAGCUCCCACCGCUGAAGGAAUUGAGGGAGGAAUAUGCCCCCAGCCCCCAGGACAGGAAGAACAAGCAGUUUUUGGAACCAAAAUACGGCUAUUUUCACUGUAAAGAUUGUAAGACGAGAUGGGAGAGUGCUUAUGUGUGGUGCAUCACAGGUACCAACAAGGUUUAUUUCAAACAGCUCUGUAGCAAGUGCCAAAAGAGUUUUAACCCUUACCGAGUAGAAGCGAUCCAAUGCGAGACUUGCUUAGGAGCCUGCUGUUCCUGUUCUCAGAAGAAAAGACACAUCGAUCUCCGGAGGCCACAUCGCCAGGAGCUCUGUGGUCACUGCAAAGACAAGAAAUUCUCCUGUAGUGUCUUCUUCAGCUUUAAAUAGAUCCUGUGACAGCGCGUGCCAUUCCUGGUUUGUGGACUUGAUGGUGGUGUAGUCCUCUGCGUAAAUUG